AUAAAGGACGAGGAGCAGCGGCGGCGCCGUCGUCGACUGACAGAGACGCCAGCAGAAGCACUGCCCACAGAGGAGUGUGCGCCAGCUCCGAUCGCCCGCCGACCAGAAAACACGGGCUGCGGACGCAGACGUGUGCGAAGCUUCACACAAACCCCGCGUUCGACAAUGCUGGGCUGGCUAGCUGCACUGUUGCUGGCCUCCACGGCCUGCACCGCGACGAGGCCUGGCGUAUCUCCAUCGGCACAGCGCUUGCUGCUGCUGGAGGCACGGGACUUGGGCUACCUGCCUCCCAUGGAGUCCUUCGGCGACGACAGAUGUGGCAUCAACGUGCCCGGCACCAACCUCGACGAGGAGGAGGUCCAUCUCGGCGAAUACCCCUGGAUGGCUCUGUUGGGAUACACCAGCACUACCACGCCCGACAAGAUCACCUACAACUGCGGUGGCACACUGAUCAACAAUCGGUACGUGCUGACGGCGGCGCACUGCGUCAGCCGGCUCCCGAAGCGGCUGAGCGUCUCAUCCGUCCGCCUGGGCGAGCACAACGUCUCCACAGAACUGGAUUGUCAGAUGGUCGGCGGCCGGGAGGUCUGCACGGAGCCGGUGCAGGACUUCGGUAUCGAGAAGAUCAUCCCGCACGAGGAGCACCACAGGCCCGUGAAGUACCGGAACGACAUCGCGCUGGUGCGGCUGGACCGGCCGGUGCGGCGCACCAAUUACGUUCGGCCCAUCUGCCUGCCGUUCGACGCUUCAGUGCGGAGAGCACAUGUGGGCCAGGAGCUCACUGUGGCCGGCUUUGGCGCCAUUCGCGGCCAAGGCGACACCGUGCGCGAGCUGACCGUGCCCGUGGUGGGCAACAAGGAGUGCUCGCAAGUGUACCGGAGCUACAGGACCCUGAUCGGAGCCGAGCAGAUCUGCGCUGGCGGCGAGCGCGACCGCGGCGCGUGUGCCGGCGACGCCGGCGGGCCGCUCAUGGCCAUGCCCGCGCCCGGCCAGCCGCACUACCUGAUUGGCGUCGUCUCGUUCGGCCCAGCCCGCUGCGGCACCAGGAACGUGCCCGACGUGUACACACGCGUCACCGAGUACGAGCAGUGGAUCGUCAGUAACAUGCGCGACUGAGGGCCGCGGCGGCGGCCACUGCUGGGUGGCGCGACGAGGACGAAUGAGGCUGCUGUCGCGCGUCGGCAGCAGACAGCGUGAUUUGACUCCGUGCCUCCACGGAGCCAGGCCAAAACUCCACACAGUCUAGCAGGGUGAUGGGUUGGGGUCAUUAUGCACUUCGAGUAAUGUUAUAAAAGCGUAGGCGUAGGGUUGAAAUGGAUUCUCAUUCUAAUCCGUCGUUGAAAGGUGCACCGUGGCACAUGUGGUUUAGAAGUCGCAGUCAGGGCCCUAGCUGCGGCUGUCCCAGCCGGGUGGAGUCGUCGAGCCAGGCUCCUCGCGCCUACACAGCACAGCUGACGGCGUCGGCAUGGCCCGACUGGCGGGGCCACCUGGACGACGGUCAGUCUUGCGCGGCGUAUCAAAUUAUGCUGAUCGUGGAUGUGAAUCUCACACUGCGCUUUAUCGGCUGCACUUCUACAUGGUCUGUCGCGCUUAGGACUGAGCUGAUUUGACCGAUCUGAAGGUGAGCCGAUGAAACCGAACCGGGACUUGAAUGUCAUGACCAAAUUGUUCAUUGGUUGACAAUUUUUAUCAUUACAAGCUCGUAUUAAGCGGCGGCAGUUGGUUGGCCUUCUGUAUAAGUUGUUAAAUGUUUAGUAACGAGUCCAAAUUACGAACAUUAGCAUUUGCCAUGGGAGUCCACGACCCCCCCAGGAGGACGAGCCUUAAACUGUAGUACACCCCAUAUCAUUACACCUGCGGAGCUGGCCUCCGCGCGUCUGAUCGCAGUUGAAGCAAGGCCGCUUUACAAAGGUCGGUUAGCUGAAAUGCGAGACACGUCAUUGGACAUCUGAUGCCAUGCGGGGCAUGGCAGCGCGUUGGCCCCGUGUCCUGGUCGUGGUGUGUAGAUGAAUGGUGUAAACGCAGUGACUUUUGUGCGUGACUGGGAAUACAGUGGAAUUACAUCCUGUUUUGAGCAGAUGCUGAAUGCGUGAGGAUGCUGUUUUUAUAGUCCAGCCGUUUAAUCCUUGAAGGACCAGACCUGCUGGCUAAAGGAAUAAUCACUCGUCCAGGGCCUGCUCCAAAACCCCAUUGAAGUCACCAGAAUGAAAUAUCUAAACCAGCAUUUGCUUGGAAUGCCAUCCAAAUGCACACCCGGACAUCGUACAAAACCUGGUAUCGACAUUGGCUCUCUAUUUUCAACUCCAUAGAGCUUGGCGGCCUUUGUGGGCACAACCAACACCGCUAGUCGAUAGCAAACUUUUUAUUAUAGUUAUAAUACAAUUGCCAUAGCCUGCGUUUGCCGUUUGCCAUGCGCUUUGAAUAAA
Messenger RNA from Pollicipes pollicipes, 2426 nucleotides. RefSeq names its product phenoloxidase-activating factor 3. Bases 166 to 1116 code for a protein of 316 amino acids. Gene Ontology annotation, molecular function: serine-type endopeptidase activity. The record is from RefSeq and is a predicted model, not a curated record. Gene Ontology annotation, biological process: proteolysis. The transcript is spliced from 7 exons. NCBI's taxonomy places the organism in Eukaryota, Metazoa, Arthropoda, Thecostraca, Pollicipedomorpha, Pollicipedidae.